Trematomus bernacchii (emerald rockcod) is the source of this 1756-nucleotide messenger RNA. RefSeq lists its product as uncharacterized. The coding region runs from base 263 to 1597 and encodes 444 amino acids. The record is from RefSeq and is a predicted model, not a curated record. The transcript is spliced from 8 exons. NCBI's taxonomy places the organism in Eukaryota, Metazoa, Chordata, Actinopteri, Perciformes, Nototheniidae. Gene Ontology annotation, biological process: regulation of apoptotic process.
CAGAACAACCGCAGGAAGAUCUCGGAGCAACACACUCUUAUUGGUCGGUAAAAACUAUGGAUGUAUUGGUAAAAACUCAAAAGUGUAGUCGUUGAAUCUUUAUAAAACGUUUUCUCCCUCCACCUCGGACUAUUUCUCCAGUUCUUUUUCUUUUUCUUGCUGCACAAACCGAAAGUAACAGCUCCACAAUCACCCAGAAAACCCGGACUGGAUCAACAGAAAACCCGGACUGGAUCAACAGACUGACUACCGUGAAUUCAGCAUGGCAGCCAAGGACAUUUUGAUAAGUAAGAAGACAUCCAUUGUGGAAACUUUGGUCGCAGACUACAGUUUAAUCCUCAACAAAGCUGAGCAGAACAAGUUGAUAACUCAACGUGAGUACAACAAUCUGAAAAGCAUCAACAAAGAGAACGAAGAGGGCCACGUUUUGGCGUUGGUGGAUAAGAUCAUGAACAAAGGAGAGGGGACCUGCCAAGCCUUCCUGAACCUCCUGCAAACUGAUGAGGGUAUCCAGGAGACUUACCCUGAGCUGAAGAACAUAUUCUUGCCACACCCGGUUCAGGCUUCUUCAGUUGACAACACCAAGAAGAAGAGGAGACGUAAGAAGGAGCUGGAGGAGGGAACCCGUCCUGCAGCAGAUCAGCUGGAUAGAAGCCAAUCUGUCAAGAAACUGAAGACUCGUGACUCCCAGGAUGGAAAAGCUCCAUGGAGGAAAUCCAUCUUUGAUCUAAAAUCCAGUGGAAUUCUUGAGACGGAAGCAAUUAUUGGGAAAGUUGUUAAAAAAUCCGAGCUGAUCACAUCCAAGAUAAAGACGUUUUAUUUUUUUCUGGGCGUCGCUGACGAGACGGCCAGCGUCAAACUGAUGGUGUACGGAAAAGAUCACCAUCGACAAAUCAAAGAGGGGAAGUCCUACAUCUUCAGGAAUCUAAUAAUAGAUGGAAUAUAUGUGAAGGUUAACGCAUCGAGCAGCGUGUCAGUAACAAAACCUGUCAUCAUCCCGGAGGAGUUCGAGAGAGAAGCUGAGAGACUGCUGUAUCCUGAGAGUCCACUGACCUCCAUUAAAGACAUCAAAUCAUCUCGUCCCCAGACACACGUGAGCGUUGAAGGAACCGUCUCCAAGAUUGAUCCUGUCAUAAAAGUGAAGGUGAAGGAGAAGAUGACGAAUCAUCAAAGGUUCAAACUGAAACAGGAAGCUGAGGAAAUCAGCGUCACCAUGUGGGGCGAGGCCACCAAGCAGAGCAAAGGCCUUUCAGUCGGAGACGUCCUUCUUCUUAACAACAUGACAUACUCUGGGAAAGUGUCUCUCAACUCAUCUAAGUUCACCAAAAUAAUCAAGGUUCAAAGUGUCGGCAUCCGGAAAGUGACUCUCAAGAUUAGAGGGAUCAAGAAAGCCACGCUGAAGGAGACUCAACUGGAGGUGGAUUUAGACGCGAAGCUGCUCACGCUCAUCGUGGCGUCUCGACUUCUGGCGAAAACUCUCGGCUUCCAGCUGAAGAAAGGCUUUGACAAAGAUCUCCUUAAAAUAAUACCGCUCUCAGUGGAGGCUGAAAUACAAGGAAACAGAAUCAUCAAAAUGGCAGACCCUGAGAACAUCUGAAGGGGAGUUCUGCAGCAUUCAUGUGUUACGUGCCGUGGUGUGUUUGUGUGUGUCUCCCUCCAGGUGCAGCCUCUCCCUCAGGUGCUCCCAAUCCCCAAUCAGGGCCUCCAUAAAGGACCUGAGGAAGGCUGCAGUCUCUCUGGGUGUUUCUCAAUCGCG